Cylicostephanus goldi is the source of this 504-nucleotide messenger RNA. Lineage: Eukaryota; Metazoa; Nematoda; Chromadorea; Rhabditida; Strongylidae. The record is from the annotation of a GenBank genome assembly.
AUGGAACAAGGUGCUUUCGAGGUUUGGGGUCAAUCACCCACCCAGACUGACAUUGAAAAGGUCUACGCAUCCUACCACGAACUCGAAGAAUCCAGACGACAAGAAGCGGAAAAAGGCGAGAAAUUGCGGGCUGAAAGGCAUGCUGUGAAGAAGGUUGAGGAAAAGAAGCGUCGUGCUGGCCUCUUGAAAGAUGGAGCUGAGCUUUCUGAGUCUGAAGAAGAGAGUGAGUCGGAAAAAGCGAAGAAGAAAAAGAAGAAGAAGGAAAAGAAAUCGAAGAAGGAGAAAAAGGAGAAGAAGAAGGACAAAAAGAAGAAAAAAGCGAAGAAGCACAAGAACAGCGAAGAUGAUGAUAGUGAGGAAUGGGUGGAAGUCACGCAUGAUAUGCGUAUGGAGGAAGCAGCCAGAGAAGCUCGAGAGGAGCAAGAAAUGCCAGGACCUGCUCUUCCCGAGCAUCUGAGUGCUAGGAAUCAACUUGGACUGAACAUCAAAGCCAAGUGCGUUUGA